Molecule: messenger RNA, 1467 nt
Organism: Colletotrichum higginsianum IMI 349063
Lineage: Eukaryota; Fungi; Ascomycota; Sordariomycetes; Glomerellales; Glomerellaceae
Product: C6 zinc finger protein
Exons: 3
Coding region: 1-1467 (488 amino acids)
Biological process (GO): regulation of transcription by RNA polymerase II
Molecular function (GO): DNA-binding transcription activator activity, RNA polymerase II-specific; zinc ion binding
Source: RefSeq, a predicted model, not a curated record
AUGAACUCUGCUCAACCAUUGCUUCCCCUUCUCGCGGCCGCGCCGGAUCAUAACGACUUUGAUUAUGGGGUAUUCUUCCAGGGCGAUGAGCUGCUUCUCGGAGACGAGAACGCCUAUUCGAGCGAAACUCUCUUAGACUCUCCCCCAAAUGGAGUAUCUGCAUCUGGACAUGGAAACCAUGGCGGAGAGAAUCCAUCGCAGAAUGCCACCACCCAGAAGCAACGACUCGAAAGGAGGGGACAUACGAAAAGUAGAAGGGGGUGUUUCAACUGCAAGCGACGGCGAAUCAAGUGCCAAGAGACACAUCCGUCCUGCGGUCAUUGUGUCAAGUCGGGACUGAAAUGCGAAUAUCCAAAUGCCCCAGCUAUCGUACACCAGGUAUGUUUAGACGAUCGUAGUUUGGGUCACGCGUCUAAGUCGAAGUCAUGGCCUCUAGCCUCAUCAUCAAGUGCCACUGUUCAGCCUGCAAGACAUGCGGUUCUUUCAACACUUCAUGCUGCAGUGUUAUCCACAUCACCCCCUAGGGAACGAGAACAUCUGGACGCACGAGGUUCCAUGCUUGUCCCAAAGUGUAAGUUCCAUCCUUUGCUCUUGACGGUAUUUUGCUCAGGUCUUAUCUCCAACAAGCACGAGUUUCUCAUGCACGCCAUCCUCGGCAUGGCCGCCUGCGAUCUGAUGAGCACCGACCCGAGCCUUUUGAGCUUUGCCAUGGCACACCGCGUCAAGGCCAUCAAGGCCAUCAAGAAGUCCCUCGCCGAGUUGCCCCGUCAAAAGGGCACGACGUCGGAGCACGCCAACGCGCUGGUGGCGACGUGCUUCGCGUUGACGUUCCAGUCGGUGACGUUCGAGGACGGCAUGGCCGAGUACAUGACUUUCAUCCGCGGCAUCCUCAUCAUCGGCACGCAGAUGUGGAUCAAGGGCAUCAAGCCCAUCUUUGUGAACCUCGUCGGUGACGAUUCGCACGCCGUGCUGGAGCCCAAGAUGGAGGGCCUGCCGCUGAUCCAGAAAGAAUGGGCCGAUGGCGCGGUUGAGGCCAUCGGGGGGCUGCGAGGGCUUUGCCGGGAUGUGGUGGAGAUUGAGUAUUUCGAGAUCAUCAUGGACAUGGCGACCAAGCUGCAUACGUCGUCGUGGGAAGCGUAUCAAGCCCUAUCGAAGCACUACGGAUGGUGGAUCCAGCUCCCGCACGAGAAGUUCCAGCGCGUCAUCGACAUGGGGAACCAGACCAUGAUCCUCCUGGCGAGCCACUGGAUCGCCUUGAAGCAGAUCAUGACCUUCAUCACCAACGUAGAGCACGAGUGCCGCGAGAAGGCGCCGUCACAAGGGAACACGGUCGAUCUGGGCAUUAUUCGCUGGCUGGGGUAUCUCAACAAGCAGGUUGACCACGAGCACCUCAUCUACAACCAGUGGCCGUUGUGGGUAGAGAGCCAGCUGGGCCGGGAUUUGGAAUUCUUCGGGAAGAGAUUCUGA